Chara braunii is the source of this 2096-nucleotide messenger RNA. The record is from the annotation of a GenBank genome assembly. Lineage: Eukaryota; Viridiplantae; Streptophyta; Charophyceae; Charales; Characeae.
GCUGGGGAUGUUUGUCUGGGGUCUGCCUGGUUACGGUAGUGCGCAUGCGGGCCCUGAGAGGUGAGAAGGGCACAGCGGUGGGAGUGGGCGCAAGCAGCCAUAGCCGGACCUGCGUGCGCAGCUGCUGGUGAUGGUGGUCUUCGGGUGACAGAGGGCGCACACUGCGGGGAGGAAGGCGGUGAGGUCUGGGAGGAGGAGGAGGGACACGUGCCUGGUGUAUGCUGGCUUGCGCAGAUGCUGGUGUUUGCGGGGUGACAGAGGUGCGCACACUCUGGAGAGGAAGUGGGCGAGGUCUGAGAGUCAGUGAGAGAGGAUCAGAGACACGUCGUAGCUGGUGUAUAUGCUUGCAGUCUGCAUUGGUGACGUUGUCCCGUCAAGUUCAUUGGUCUUCAGCUUGAAGUGAUCCUGUUGCCGUCCUAGCUGGUGGCUAGUGUAGUUGCUGAAAAGGAUAGUUUUUUUUUGUCUAUCGCUCUCGCUCGUUCUUCUUCCAAAAUUACACCCAAGGAAAAGGCUGGCCGGUUCGUGGAGAAGUGGAACUGGGCUGUGAUUUAGGUAGUUCAUCUCUGGACCUCUAGACGAUCAAGAUGACAGGCAAGUCGAGCGCCUCGUCGGGCAGGGCCAGGGGCGGCAGCAGCAGCAGCAGCAGCAGCAGCAGCCGUAACAGCAGCAGCAGGAGCAGCAACAGCAGCAACAAGCAGAGCUCCUCCUCGCACAAUCAGAACGUCGGGAGCGGUGGCACGGGACAGCCGUACAAGUCAGACUACGCAAUGGUCAAAGAGGGAGGGUGGAGUAACAUGCAUGGCUUCAUGCACUCGUACGGCAUCAAGCCCACAGGGGACGGGGCAUAUGGGGAGGCGAAAGCCAUCCUGGAGGGCUUCAGAGAGCACAGCCAGCAGAAGUAAGAGUAAGAACGAGGGGGGGGUGAAGUCCCACUAGCAGGGUUGGUUUCCUUAAUGCCUGAAUCUGGACGUGUUUGAGGAUGAUGAUGAUGAUGAUGAUGAUGGCGAUGGAAAUGGAAAAUGGGUGGCGAUGGUGGUGGUGAUGAUGAUGAUGAUGACGAUGGAAGGGGAAACUGUGUGGUGGUGAUGACGAUUAUGCUGAGCUGUGUUGAUGAUGGCGAUGAUGGGAGUUAUGUGAUGACUUGACACUCGCUCAUGAUGAUGAUGAAGAUGAUGGUGAUGAUGACAAUGAAGAUGAUGACGAUGAAGAUGAUGACGGCAGUUACGUGAUGACGUGGCAGUCUCUCACGGUGGUAGCGUCGAUGACAGUGAGGAGGAGGAGGAGGAGGGUGACGUAGCACUCGCUGAUCAGGGGAGCUUUGAUGAUGAUGAUGACGAUGAUGGAAGGGAAAGGAAAACUGGGCGGUGAUGAUAACAACGACGUAUUUUAGUGAUGCUGCUGCUGCUGCUGCUGAUGAUGAUGGUAACGAUGGCGUUGAUGGCAGUUCUGUGAUGACGUGGCACUCACUCAUGGUGCUAGCGUCGACGAUCAUGGGGAUAAUGGCGAAUAUGUGAUGACGUUGCUCUCGCUGAUGUGGAACGCUUCUAGAUGAUGAUGGAUGCGGAAACCUGGGAGUUGGUGGUGAUAACCACUAACCACCAUGAUGAACUUGAGCGAUGAUCAUGUUGAUGAUGGUGGUAGUGCUGAUGGUGAUGCUAAUGACAUUGGUGAUGGCUGUUGUGUGAUCACCUGGCACUCUCUCAUGGUGGUAUGAUGAUAUGAUGAUAAUGGUGGCAAUGAUGAUAUGAUGAUAAUGGUGGCAAUGAUGAUAUGAUGAUAAUGGUGGCAAUGAUGGCAGUUUAAUGAUACCAUGGCAUGACACUCGCUCAUGGUGGUAGCGUCGAUGGAAUUGAUCAUUAUGAUGGCGACGAUGACGAGGAGGAUGAGUGAUGUCUGCCUAUGAAUUUAGGAGGCAGCCUACGAGCUGCGAGCUCUGUAGAGAAAGACCUGUACAGGCCUUAUCCUGUAAGCUAAUCUGGAUGAUGUUCCUAGUAACAUCCAUCCGGGAGUAAUGUUGAGGUCCCCGGCCUCUAAUUCGUAAUGAAAUUUGGCUUUUUUUUCUUUUCUUGUUUUUUAAACAAAGCUGCCUUUUCCUC